Messenger RNA from Macrosiphum euphorbiae (potato aphid), 1908 nucleotides. Lineage: Eukaryota; Metazoa; Arthropoda; Insecta; Hemiptera; Aphididae. The record is from the annotation of a GenBank genome assembly.
AUGGUAGCGGACACGGCCAACAGUUAUCAUCAUCAACAGAAAACUCAGCAGCAGCAGCCGCAGCCGCAGCAACUAAACCAACAUCAACAUCAGCAGCAGCAACAGCACCACCAUCAGCAACAGCAACAAAAACUCCACCAGCAACAGCAGCAGCAACUUCACCAAAUCCACCUGCAACGCCAACAACAACAACAGGAGCAAAAUAGUGGCGGAGCCAUGCCACAAUAUUGCAGCGACAUGGAACAGUCGGGUGGUCCCGGGAGCAUGAGGUACGACGAUUCGGUAUCACCCGGACCAGAAUCGCCAGGACCUGGUGAACCGUACCCACCCGGGUUCGAUCUCACAGCGCACCUGCAGCACAAGGAGUUCUUUGCGCAGCGCAAGCAGCGUGAGUUUAUACCUGAUAAUAAAAAAGAUGAGAGCUACUGGGACCGGAGGAGGCGGAAUAAUGAGGCGGCUAAAAGGUCCCGCGAAAAGAGACGUUUCAACGACAUGAUUCUCGAACAGCGGGUGGUUGAACUCAGCAAGGAGAACCACGUGCUCAAGGCCCAACUCUCAGCCAUUAAAGACAAGUUCGGCAUCAGUGGCGAGGCUGUGGUCAGCGUUGAACAGGUUAUGGCUUCUCUGCCUACAAACGAACAAGUGUUGAGCAUCACGAAACGCCCGAAACUGUCCACGUCGUCUUCGUCCUCGUCGGUGGGUUACUCUCAGAACGGGUCCGGUCCCAUACCCACAUCGGUCAUCCACCAGCCCGUGCAGUCGACCACUCCCAAAAUGAACGGCUCGUACUAUGGCGGAGCACAGUCCGACUGCGACAGCCCUGUCGACCAACUCCAGCAACAACAGCAGCAACAACAACAGCACCAGCACCAGCAGCAGCAGGGUGACAGAAACCUGCCGAUGUCCGUGGCCGCCGCAGCCGUGGCCGCCGCGGCCCAGGCCGGGUACCCACCGUACCCGUUCGCGCCCGUCCUGCCACCACUGCAGCCACCGUCCUUCGAGGCGGCCGCCAACAGCGUGCUGAACCUCAGCCGCCGGCCACCGUCUCCGUACGAGCUGAGCAGCGGAAGUGGUGACGACACGUCGUCGUCUUGCGUGCCCAUAUCGCUGGCAUUCGUGGCCGCGGCUGCUGCCGCAGCUGCCGGUGGAGUCGUCGGACCGGGCGGCGCGUUGGUCGGAAACAACAACAACCAGAAUAACAACAAUCACCACCAUCAGCACCGACACCGGCACCACUUUAACGGCAACGGCAUGAUGGCCAUGAUGACCGGAGGUGGCGGCGGAGGUAUACCGAUCGCGGUCCUCAACAACAACAACAACAACGUCUCCAUGGUCCACGGAAACGACAAUAACGCUGCAGGCAUAAUCGGCGGCGUCAACGGCAACAGCAUCGCUGCGAUCGUCAACAGCGGCGGUGGAGGCAACGGCGGCGGUAACUGUCUGCCACACAAACUCCGUCACAAGACGCACUUGGGAGACAAGGACGUGGCGGCCACAGCGUUGCUGUCGCUGCAGGCCAUCAAGCAGGAACCCGGAAGCAGCCGGGCCAGUCCACCGUGGGAUGCCGAGGGAAGCAGCGACGAGCGCGACUCUGGCAUUAGCCUGGGCGUCGAAUGGGGUGUCCGGCCUUCGUCCGCUUCGGUAGCCGCUUGCCCGACGGCCGCCUCGGUGGCCGCUCCCCGAGCCGCUGCCAUGCAGUCACCGGCCGCCGCCACGAUGGGUGGCGAGCCGGCCGACGGUGCCGUGCACGCGACCGCCCCGACGGCCGCGGCCGCUGCUGACGACACCAGGCUCAAGUCCGAGGUGGCCCGGCUAGCGUCCGAGGUGGCCACCCUCAAGAACAUGCUGUCGUCCAGGAAGUCGGCCACCGCGGCGCCGGCCCAGUCCACUACCGUUGCGGUCAACUAA